Molecule: messenger RNA, 2012 nt
Organism: Pimephales promelas (fathead minnow)
Lineage: Eukaryota; Metazoa; Chordata; Actinopteri; Cypriniformes; Leuciscidae
Gene: gata4
Product: GATA binding protein 4
Biological process (GO): positive regulation of transcription by RNA polymerase II; negative regulation of transcription by RNA polymerase II; cell fate commitment
Cellular component (GO): nucleus
Molecular function (GO): zinc ion binding; DNA-binding transcription factor activity, RNA polymerase II-specific; RNA polymerase II cis-regulatory region sequence-specific DNA binding
Source: RefSeq, a predicted model, not a curated record
CACAGAGACUUUUCACCCUUAUCAUCCUCUCCUGUCUUCUGUGAAGAGAAGUUAACCGGAAAAUGCUCUCGGCCACCGCGGGGUAAACGGCCGAUGCUCCGGUACUCACGAGUGGAAUAAUCGGUGCAGGCGGACGAUCACCUGUGUGGACAUGUAUCAAGGUGUAACGAUGACCACAAACCACGGACACGCGUCUUACGAGCCCGGUUUCCUCCAUAACGCGGCCACUUCCCCGGUGUACGUGACACCCACCCGGGUAACCCCGAUAAUCCCGGCGCUCCCAUACCUCCAGACCCCCCAGCAGAGCAACCCCGGGUCCGGACACCCGGGAUGGGCGCAAUCGGGUGCGGACACCUCUUAUAAUCAUUCCACACAUCAUUCUCCGGUGUCCAGGUUCACUUUCUCAGCGAGCCCUCCGUUAACCUCGCAAGCCCGGGAGACUGCGACGUACACGAGCCCGCUGAACAUCAGCACGGGCGCCCGGGAGCAUUACGGUUCCCGCGGGCUGAGUGGCUCGUAUCACACCGGGUACCCGGCCUACGUGAGCCCGAGUAUCGGAGGCUCGUGGGCGGCCUCGCACUUCGACGGUUCCGUGAUGCACACCGGAGGACCCGCGCGACACCCGAAUAUAGAGCUGCUGGAUGAGUUUGCGGAGGGCCGUGAGUGUGUGAACUGCGGGGCGAUGUCCACUCCUCUGUGGCGACGGGACGGGACGGGUCAUUAUCUGUGUAACGCCUGUGGACUCUAUCACAAGAUGAACGGGAUCAACCGGCCACUCAUUAAACCUCAGAGACGACUGUCGGCCUCCAGGCGUGUGGGUUUGUCCUGUACGAACUGUCAGACGAGCACAACGACUCUCUGGAGACGUAAUGCCGAGGGAGAGCCGGUCUGCAACGCCUGCGGACUCUACAUGAAACUCCACGGGGUUCCUCGUCCUCUCGCCAUGAAGAAAGAGGGAAUUCAGACUCGCAAGCGCAAACCCAAAAACAUCGACAAAUCCAAACCUGGAGUGUGUGAAGGUCAGAGGUCAUCCGGUGUCCUGAACUCCAGUCCCACAGAAGAGCCGAAAGCCAUAAAGACAGAGCCGGAGACGCCAUCGCUUUACGUGCACACGCCGGCGUUUCCAUCUUACACGGGCCCUGCGAGCGCCGGCUCGGCCCUGAAGCUCUCUCCCGGCGGCUCGUCCGGCUCCAGGACCGACGUCUGGAACAGCCUGAUCCUGGCGUGAGGCCCCGGGACUCUUCAUCCGGCCCCCGGAGCUCGUCAUCGGAUCAGACGUGUGUGAACGAUCAACAGAUCAUAGCAGAAACACAGGACCUGAUUGAGAACUCUUGAGCCCCUCGCGUCCGGCGGAUCACGUGAACAUGAUAUAAGCUUAUGUUCAAGUGUACUGUAUUUUAAACCGUUCAGAUGAUGUUCAGCUGUCACGCGUCACGUUUUGCACAUGCAAACACAACACUUUUCUCCUGAAAAUGUGCAAAUGUUGCUAUUUUUACCCAUUCUGUGUGUUGCUCUUCAUAAUUUAAGUGAAGCUCAAAGCACUCGUACUGUACUUUAAUGGACCCUUCUCUUUCUGCGUCAUCUGCAGGGAAAUGUUGUCGUGAAUAUUAAUAAUCAUAUGAGCUGAUAUCAUUUGGACUGUUGUGUAUUAGCAAAACUUUCUGUCCUGAAAGCCACUUCCUUAAAAAAUAACCUUCACCGCAUUUUGACUUCCUUUUAAUAUCUUUGUCGCAGAUGAUCUCCUUUAAUUUCAACUUCUUGUAUUUAUUUCUAGAGUAAACAGGGUUACAGUUUUACUUUCUGACUGGAAAGAUGACAAACAGUCCAUUUAUUUUACAUUAGCCUUUUCUCAUUAGCCUGUAAAGAAAAUGUGUAAUUCUUUUCUUGUAUUCUAUAUAGUAUUAAGUGUAUAUAACUGUACCUAUGGCAAACGACUCACUCCAUGUUUAACUGUUGUUUUUAAGACACACAACAUAUGUGAAAAUUUGAUUAAAUGCUCAUGAUUCUAUAUU